AUGACCAGAAACAGGGUCUUCCCCCGAAUACAAAAUAUUACUAGGACGACGGUUCGUCCACACGCGCAUGCAGACCGACGCAAAGCGCAUCACACCUUUCCGAUAAUGGGGAACCAUGGGACGGUUGGGGGAAAAAUUGAGAGUACUACUGGCUUGGAAAAAGGUGAUAUUGGAUCAGAAGUUGUUGGCAAUUUGAGCUGCAUCGCCUAUGCUGUUGGCUGCUUGAGAUUCGCAAGAUCCGUGCACGAUCCCGAGCGAAUCGAUAACACUGUUAUCCCUGCACCGACAUGGUAUCUGGGACACGUGGAUUGUUUUGCGAUAGGUGAUUUGAAGUAUUCUGCGUUUACUUUAUCACCAGCGUGCCCAAGGACCUCCGUAGACAGAGGAUCAAAUUCUAUUAAUAGUGAAGCUGCGCAUGCGGGCGAAAGUGCCUUGGGUGCUGUGGAGCGUCUGGCAAACGUCAUUUUCAUUUUCGAGUUUACGUUGUUGCAGAGGGCGACAGUUCGCGUCUGGGCCGCGGUCUCUGGAGAGAUGCUCUCGGAUAAGAGCAUGAAACUCCGCUGGCUGGUUCCAUCUCUUAAGAUGAGUUGGCAUCCAUAUGUUGUAGACACUCCUCAUGAAUUUGGAUGCCGCCUGUUUCUCCUUGCCAUCUUGUUCCGUGAAAUCAAAUUUGCGAAUCGGGUGGCGGUAGAAAGCAGUUCUGUCUGCUCCAAGAACAGCAUAAUGGCCAUAUACCCUCACUGCUGUGUGGCCAUGCGAGAUUGA
Messenger RNA from Histoplasma capsulatum G186AR, 765 nucleotides. RefSeq lists its product as uncharacterized. The transcript has 5 exons. The record is from RefSeq and is a predicted model, not a curated record. Bases 1 to 765 code for a protein of 254 amino acids. Lineage: Eukaryota; Fungi; Ascomycota; Eurotiomycetes; Onygenales; Ajellomycetaceae.